Messenger RNA from Chenopodium quinoa (quinoa), 1376 nucleotides. RefSeq names its product copper transporter 6-like. Lineage: Eukaryota; Viridiplantae; Streptophyta; Magnoliopsida; Caryophyllales; Amaranthaceae. Gene Ontology annotation, cellular component: plasma membrane. The record is from RefSeq and is a predicted model, not a curated record. Gene Ontology annotation, biological process: copper ion transmembrane transport; intracellular copper ion homeostasis. Bases 317 to 778 code for a protein of 153 amino acids. The transcript has a single exon. Gene Ontology annotation, molecular function: copper ion transmembrane transporter activity.
UUUAAUAACUAAUUUUUGAUAAUAUAUUAGAUGUAGAAUUAGAUUUCAGUUAUUACAACCAAAUUUGCUAUAAAAGUAUUAAAAAAUUCGAUAAUUGAUUAAUUGUGUAGUACAAUUCGUUACCCUAGAAGAAAUUCAAAUUGUGUACUAUCAAUAUUUGUGUAUAAGUAGUACUACUAAUUGACUUCGUGGACGUACCAUUCUUCAUAUAUCUACCUUACCUAUAGAAAAAAAAAAAAAACACCUUCUUAAGCUAAACUAAGCUAAACUUUUAUUUAGUCUUAGUUACAUUAUUGAUUAAUCUAAAUAGAUUAUUAUGGAUCAUGAUCAUGGAAUGAUGAUGAGCCCACCACCGCCAUCAUCAUCUUCACCGUCAAUGGGGCAUAACAACAUGAACAUGGGUGACCAUAACACGAUGAUGAUGCACAUGACCUUCUAUUGGGGUAAGAAUGGCCAAAUCCUCUUCUCAGGGUGGCCUGGGACUAGCACCGGCUUGUACAUCCUCGCCUUGGUUUUAGUCUUCCUCCUUUCCCUCCUUGUCGAGUGGCUUGCUUGCUCCCGCCUUGUGAAACCAAGUGGUGAAGGGUUUGGUUCAUGCAUCCUACGAACCCUAGUGCAUGCCCUACGUAUGGGACUCGCCUACCUCCUUAUGUUGGCUGUUAUGUCUUUUAAUGUUGGUGUUUUCAUAGUUGUCAUUGUUGGUCAUGCACUUGGGUAUAUGGUUUUUGGGUCAAGAAAUAGUAAUAAGGGUUCCGAGGAUUCGGGUUUCCCUCAUUGAUCAUUUUGAUUUGUGAUCAAACAAAAUUAAGAACCCUUGGUUUUUCUAGCUCACUUAAAGCAUGAAUCAUUAGUUGAUCGAAUUUAAAUUAUUAUCGCUAAUGUAGUAAUGUGUGUUAAUAAAUACUAUGUUUCUUAUUUUGUGUGGUUGGUUUUCUGUAAGCAUGUAAUAUAUUUGAAAAAAUUUAUAUCCACCCGGGUGCAAAAUGUACCCAAGGUUAUAUUUUGCUCAUCAUUUAAUGAUUAAAUGAUCGAGCUGAGCAAUAACCAUUCUUUAAUCAUCGUAAUAAGAAAAAAAAAACCUAGGUGCACUAUAUACCCAGAUGUAUAAUAAUUUUGGUAAUAUUUAGGUACUAUUGAUACACAUCUAGCUUCUGAAUUUAAAUCAUUAUUGCUAAUAUUACUUUUGAGGUCAAAUUAAACGUACUUUGUCAUUAGUUUCUUGAGCUUUGUAUUUAAACCACUUGCAUUGAUAUAUGUAUAUAUUUACGACCUUACCAAGUACUUUUGAAUUAGACAAACAUAUAUUAGAACAUAGAAGUAUUACCAAAUGGCCUGGUCAAGAGGUUUUGUAUCACAAUCGUACCUCUCCUCCCCUU